GUAUUGGCGCCUGAUCCGAAUUUUGCCAUGGCAAGCAGCACACAUUUUCUUCAGGAAAUGUACUGGUCUAGUUUAUUAUUAUUGUUGUGUGUGUGUGUGUGUGUCUGUCUUAUUAUUUCUGUGUCUGUGUUAUUAUUUCAGACAUCAGAUAUUUCUCAUCUAUAUUAAAUGUUUUCUACACAUUUGAUCAUUUUAGAAAAUGUCUGAAGGAUUUUCACACGCACCCCUGCUCUCAUCAGACAGAACCUCGAUUGGGAAACACUGGGUUAGUUACUCGUCUGACCAAUGUGUUUAACUUACUCUCCAUCAUCACCUUUAUUCUGAGUAACAUUCAUUAUUCACACAAAAACUACUUACACACCAAUCCUCACUAAUAUCAGGAUACUCGCUCUCAUUAAGGGAAAACCAGAAAAAAUACAUUUCUGCAGAUAUUUAAGUAAACUUACUCAGCGUAUGAGUUCUGCUUCUUUAUCUAAUGAUCUGCUGAGUGUUUCUACUUCCUGUUAUUUUAUUUUAGUUUAUAUAUUUGUAUAGAGCUCUGACAGUUGUUCGUGCACAGCUGAAUGAAGUCACGAGAUAAUAAAUGAAGGUAAUGAAAUGAUAAUGUGUGUGAUGUAGAUUUUACCAGACUGUUAAUUCUGUUCUCUGUAUUUGCAGCGUUUUCAGGCUUAUACUUUCAGUAUUUACAGGCCUUUGCUCGAUGGAUCAGAAAGCUGUCUGAAAACAAACCAUAUCUGUGUGUGUGUGUGUGUUUAUUACCCUACCUCACUGCCCCUCCCCCUCUGCAGAAUAAACGGUUAGAAGGAAGUGAAAGUGAAAGUCAGUCUCCAUUUUGUGUCGAGGGGAAAAUACAGCAUUUCAGGAGUAAAAACACAGGUUUGAUUUAACACACCGAUGUUGGAGUGAAGUAAACGUGUGUCCUGCUGUAAUCUGGAGAAGGAGACAUGACCUCCAACAUGAGUGUGUCUGGAGAACAGGACUUAAACAAAGACGAGAGAAUGAUGGAGGGAAAGAGAUCAGACUCACCAGAACCCAGCUGUGUGUCCAUGAAGAGUGACAAGUCAAUGGAUCUUCCAUUUACCUUCAGAGACGGAGCCAGUUCUCCUGAUGUGAGACCACAACAGAAGAAAUCAAACCUCAGCAGAAAUCAGCUGGACUCCAUAUUCAAGGAGCUGGAACACAAAGUCAUCACCCUGAUAAAGAAUGAACUGAAGAGGUUUAGGAAGCUCCUGAGUCCAGAUUACCCAGCAUGCACUGAGAGGGAGGUGGAGGAUGAGGAGGAUCUGCACAGUGUCAGAGACGGAGCGCUGAAGAUCACACUGCACGUCCUGAAGAACAUGAACCACACAGAUCUCGCUAACACACUGCACAGCAAGUCUGUGGCCUCUGUGUAUCAGCCAAAGCUGAAAUCCAGCCUGAGAGAGAAGUUUAAAAGAAUUAAUGAAGGAAUCUCACAGCAUGGAAGCUCAGCACUUCUGAAUGAGAUCUACACAGAGCUCUACAUCACAGAGGGUUGGAGUGGAGACGUCAAUAAUGAACAUGAAGUGAGACAGAUUGAGACAGCGUCCAGGAGACCAGCAACACAGGAGACACCCAUCAAAUGUAAUGAUGUCUUUAAAGACAAGUCCAUCAGAAGAGUGCUGACUAAAGGAGUUGCUGGAAUUGGAAAAACAGUCUCUGUGCAGAAGUUCAUUCUGGACUGGGCUGAAGGAAAAGCAAAUGAGGACGUCACCUUCAUGUUUCCACUUCCCUUUAGAGAGCUGAAUCUGAUGAAGCAGAAACAUCUCAGUCUGAUGGAUCAUCUUCAUCACUUUUUCCCUGAAAUGAGAAAACUAGAAGUAAUAGACUGUGACUCCUACAAAGUGGUGUUGAUCUUUGAUGGUCUGGAUGAGUGUCGACUUCCUCUAAAUUUCCAGAAGAAUGAGAGAUUGUGUGAUGUGACAGAGUCAGCCUCAGUGGAUGUGCUGCUGACGAACCUCAUCAAGGGGAAUCUGUUUCCCUCUGCUCUCCUCUGGAUAACCUCUCGACCAGGAGCAGCCAAUCAGAUCCCUCCUGAGUGUGUAGACCAGGUAACAGAGGUACGAGGGUUCAGUGAUCCUCAGAAAGAGGAGUACUUCAGGAAGAGGAUCAGUGAUCAGAGCCUGGCCAAUAAAAUCAUCAGACACAUGAAGUCUUCAAGAAGCCUCUACAUCAUGUGCCACAUCCCAGUCUUCUGCUGGAUCUCAGCCACUGUUCUAGAGAGAAUGUUGGGUGAAGCAGAGAGUGGACAGAUCCCCAAGACUCUGACUCAAAUGUUCACACACUUCCUGAUCUUUCAGAUCAAACACAAGGACCAAAAGUACCAUCAGAAAUGUGACCCUGAUCCUCAGCAGACCAGAGAGAGUAUCCUGGCACUGGGAAAACUGGCUUUCCAACAGCUGGAGAAAGGAAACCUGAUCUUCUAUGAGGAAGACCUGAGAGAGUGUGGCAUUGAUGUGAGAGAAGUGUCAGUGUACUCAGGAGUGUGUACCCAAAUCUUCAGAGAGGAGUUUGGGCUUCACCUGGGGAAGGUGUUCAGCUUUGUACAUCUGAGUGUUCAGGAGUUUCUGGCUGCUUUAUAUGCAUUUUUCUGCUUUAUUUUUAGAAAGACAAAUGUGUUAGUGGAACAAAGCACUGGACGUUUUAAUCUCUUCAGAAAGUCAGACAUGUCUGAUCUCCUCAGGAGCGCAGUGAACAAGGCCUUACAGAGUGAGAACGGACACCUGGACCUGUUCCUCCGCUUCCUUCUGGGUCUCUCACUGGAGUCCAAUCAGACUCUCUUAAGAGACCUACUGCCCCAGACAGGAAGCAGCUCUCACAGCAAACAGAAAACAGUCAAGUACAUCAAGGAGAAGAUCAGGGAGAAUCCAUCUCCAGAGAAAUCCAUCAAUCUGUUCCACUGUCUGAAUGAACUGAAUGAUCAUUCUCUAGUGCAGGAAGUACAGACUUACCUGAACAGAGGAGGUCUCAGUCGUCUCAGGGGAACCAGACUCUCUCCUGCUCAGUGGUCAGCUCUGGUGUUUGUGUUACUGAACUCAGAUCAGGAGCUGGAUGAGUUUGAUUUGAUUAAAUAUGACCCAUCAGAGGAAUGUCUUCUGAAGCUGCUGCCAGUGGUCAAAGCCUCCAGAAGAGCUGUGCUGUGGGAGUGUAAACUGACAGAGGAAAGCUGUAGAGUUCUGUCCUCAGUUCUCAGAUCAAACUCCUCCAGACUGAGAGAACUGGACCUGAGUCACAAUAACCUGCAGGAUUCAGGAGUGAAGCUGCUCUCUGCUGGACUGGAGAAUCCACACUGUACACUGGAGAUACUGAGGCUGUGGGGGUGUGAUCUGACAGAGGAAAGCUGUAGAGUUCUGUCCUCAGUUCUCAGAUCAAACUCCUCCAGACUGAGAGAACUGGACCUGAGGGACAAUAACCUGCAGGAUUCAGGAGUGAAGCUGCUCUCUGCUGGACUGGAGAAUCCACACUGUACACUGGAGAUACUGAGUCUGUGGGGGUGUAAACUGACAGAGGAAAGCUGUAGAGUUCUGUCCUCAGUUCUCAGAUCAAACUCCUCCAGACUGAGAGAACUGAACCUGAGUCACAAUAACCUGCAGGAUUCAGGAGUGAAGCUGCUCUCUGCUGGACUGGAGAAUCCACACUGUACACUGGAGACACUGAGGUACACACACACACACACACACUCACACACACACACUGUACACUGGAGAUACUGAGGUACACACACACACACACACACACACUGUACACUGGAGAUACUGAGGUACACACACACACACACACACACACACACACACACACUGUACACUGGAGAAACUGAGGUACACACACACACACACACACACUGUACACUGGAGAAACUGAGGUACACACACACACACACACACACACACACACACCCCACACACUCACACACACACUGUACACUGGAGAUACUGAGGCACACACACACACACACACACACACUGUACACUGGAGAAACUGAGGUACACACACACACACACACACACACACACACACUGUACACUGGAGAUACUGAGGUACACACACACACACACACACACACACACACACACACACACACACACACACUGUACACUGGAGAUACUGAGGUACACACACACACACACACACACACUGUACACUGGAGAUACUGAGGUACACACACACACACACACACACACACUGUACACUGGAGAUACUGAGGUACGCGCGCAC
Molecule: messenger RNA, 4233 nt
Organism: Ictalurus furcatus (blue catfish)
Lineage: Eukaryota; Metazoa; Chordata; Actinopteri; Siluriformes; Ictaluridae
Product: NLR family CARD domain-containing protein 3-like
Exons: 9
Coding region: 945-3731 (928 amino acids)
Molecular function (GO): protein binding
Source: RefSeq, a predicted model, not a curated record